AUGCAAACAAUUUUCACCACCAGCGAAUCGGAGCGCCCGCCACGACGUCAGCGCCGUUUCCGCCGCAAACGCCACUCUCCCAUCAUCCGCGACGGGAUCGCGAGCUCCAGCUCGCAGAUGGACUCCGACGCCGCCCUGCCCCGCGUGCCGAUCGGCUACGAGAACGCGCUUCUGAAGCACACGCUGGCCUUGCUGACGAACGGUCUUGUGCCGCCGGGCGCGAUGUUGCUGCCGCAAGCUCCGAUGAACAAAAUGAAUUGGAUGCCGGCGCAGAUGGGCAACGAGAAUAUGGCACCGGGCCCAUCGGAGGGCCCGAACAUGAGGCCGGGACCAUCAGGGUUCGUUCCGAGGCCUAAUGGAAAUCAAAGAAGGGCGGAGAGGCGGAGAAAUGAUGAAGAAGAUAGCAACUACUUCGACUCGGACAACUUGAAUUCAGCGGACGAGCGAGAUCUGGUAAGUGGAAUUUUGUUUGUAAAGUGUUUAUUGGUACUAGUCGCAGAGAAUUUCUCGCGGCCGUCGCGCUCCGAAAAGUUGAUUUGUCGCUGCGAAACACGGGAAUCGCGCGCGACAAUAAGGCAAAACAACAAAAUUGCACUGUGCAAAUGCACUUUUCGGGUUCAUGCACAGUGCAGAGUCGCCGAAAAUUCCCAGGACUUUUUUCCGCGACUAGUAUUUUCACAAAGUUCAUGGACAUUUGUUGCGGUACGCACCGUGCACAGAAACUCCCCAUUUUUUGCACCGUGCGUUGGCGACAAGCGUGGGAAAAAGUUCAAGGUGCACUGUGCAAACGGCUUUUUGGUUUUCGCACUGUGCGGUAUGAAAAGGAAUAAUGCACCGUGCGUUGGCGACAAGCAUGGAAAAAGUUCAAAAAUGCACUGUGCGUUGGCGACAAGCGUGGAAAAAAGUUCAAAAAUGCACUGUGCGUUGGCGAAAAGCGUGGGAAAAAACUUCAAGGUGCACUGUGCAAACGGCUUUUUUGAAAUUUGCACUGUGCGGUAUGAAAAGGAAAAAUGCACUGCGCGUUGGCGAGAAGCGUAGGAAAAAGUUCAAAAUGCACUGUGCGUUGGCGAGAAGCGUGGGAAAAAGUUCAAAAUGCACUGUGCAAACGGCUUUUUUGAAAUUUGCACUGUGCGGUAUGAAAAGGAAAAUUGCACCGUGCGUUGGCGACAAGCGUGGGAAAAAGUUCAAUAUGCACUGUGCGAACGCGAAAAAAAUGUCCAUGAACUUUAUGAAAAUAAAUAUUAUUAAGACGAUUAUUUCACAACAAAUAUAACGUGUUUCCAGGCCGAAGAAGAAGAACGGAGAGCCCAAAUACAUCAGCAAAUCCCUGCAAUGGAAGCCGGCCCGAGCCAGGUUGAGUCUUCUACCGAAAAUGACUCAAAUGACGGUAGCAAUGACUUCAACUCCGACGAACUGAAUUCGAAUGACGAACGGGACCUGGUAAGGAGAAUUUCAAAAUUUUUCAAAAAUUUAAAAGAAAUCUUCACAGUAAAUAUAACCAUUUUUCAGAUGGAAGAAGCACAACGAAGAGCCCAGAUUCAUAAGCAAUGUGCCCAGCGAUAG
Bursaphelenchus xylophilus (pine wood nematode) is the source of this 1563-nucleotide messenger RNA. The record is from the annotation of a GenBank genome assembly. NCBI's taxonomy places the organism in Eukaryota, Metazoa, Nematoda, Chromadorea, Rhabditida, Aphelenchoididae.